Anolis carolinensis (green anole) is the source of this 4466-nucleotide messenger RNA. Its product is annotated as cytosolic beta-glucosidase. Gene Ontology annotation, biological process: glycosylceramide catabolic process; carbohydrate metabolic process. NCBI's taxonomy places the organism in Eukaryota, Metazoa, Chordata, Lepidosauria, Squamata, Anolidae. The record is from RefSeq and is a predicted model, not a curated record. Gene Ontology annotation, cellular component: cytosol. The transcript has 6 exons. Gene Ontology annotation, molecular function: glycosylceramidase activity; beta-glucosidase activity; beta-galactosidase activity. The coding region runs from base 1053 to 2540 and encodes 495 amino acids.
AGACAACGCCACAGCAACGCGUGGCCGGGCACAGCUAGUUGCUUCCUGUUUUGUUAUGCUGUGUGAAGCUGUACAGGAGAGUGCGAAGGACUGGACUUAUUCCUUGUUAUGGAGAACUUAGCUUUUAAAAUUCUGAUAGUCUUAUCUUAGAGGCUUUUGUGUGGUGAUGGGCCUAUUUUGAUUGAUUCCGAAACUUUUAGCCUAAAGAGCCUGCAAUAAGCCAGGUUUCAUGAAACCUAGCAGUGUUUCCCACUGUGUUGCUCCAUGUCUGCUCAUGGUUAUACCUAAAUUGACAGCACAGCAUGUACAACCUCCAAGAGAAAUUAACUGUAAUAUCCAAGGGUCUUGGCUAACAUAGCAGGUGGUGAAGAAUGCUGGAAGUUGCCGUUCAGCAACAAUUGGAGGACAAUAAUUCCUUUAUUGUUAUGCCAUUGGUGAUCAAGUGAGGUUUGAUUUAUUGUGGCCCUAUGAAUGGGAGGCCUCCAGGAGCUCCGGUCAUGAACUGACCUCUCAGGUCUUGAAAUUCAGGGUGAUAGCUUCCUUGAUUGAAUCAGUCUACCUGUAAUGCAGGAUCCUUCUUUUCCUAUUACAUUCCAAUUUACCAAGCAUUAUUGCUUUUUCUAAUGAGUUGUGUCAUCUCAUGAUAUGUCCAAAGUAUAUAGGCUCUGUUGAAUCAUUCUUGGUUCUAAUGAGAGUUCAGACCUGAUUUGCUCUAACACAAAUUCAUUUAUUUCUUAGCAGUCCAUCAUAUCCGGGGGACUCUUCUCCAGCACCUCAUAUAAAAGGAAGGUUUUUUUCUUUCUAUCACCUUUAUUCACUGUACAGCUUUUGCAGUAUACAUAGACAUUGGAAAUACAAUGGGGAGGUUUUACACUGCCCUUUGUACCUGGGGCAAUGAGAUUAUGAAUGAAGGAGGAGGGCAUAUCCCGUAAGGUCGAAGAACACUUUUCACUUCUUCUUUCUUCUUUGACUGACACCGAAUCUGUUUUGGGCCAAAGAAAGAGCACAAGAAGAAGCUCCCAUAGGCUGACUGAGAUACUGAUCUUCUCAACAUGUCCUUGGCUCCCACCAGUAUUGUCCUCUCCUCUCCUUCCCCAAGUAACUGGGACCCAGAAAAUGUUUCUUUCCCAGAAGAAUUUGCAUGGGGAGCAUCAACAGCAGCCUAUCAGAUUGAAGGAGGCUGGGAUGCAGAUGGAAAAGGCCCCAGUGUUUGGGACACGUUCACCCAUCAGGGAGGAGAUCGGGUUUUCAAGAACCAGACUGGUGAUGUAGCUUGUGGCAGCUAUACUCUGUGGGAGGAAGAUUUGAAAUGUCUCAAACAGCUUGGAUUGACUCAUUAUCGCUUCUCUCUUUCCUGGUCACGUCUGUUACCUGAUGGGACGACAGGUUUCAUCAACCAGAAAGGAGUGGAUUAUUAUGACACAGUGAUUGACAGCCUUCUAGCAAAUGGGGUGACACCUGUGGUUACACUGUACCACUUUGACCUACCUCAACAUUUAGAGCAUCAAGGUGGCUGGAGAUCAGGGGCCAUCGUGGCAGCCUUCGAUGCAUAUGCACAGUUUUGUUUCAGAACAUUUGGGGACAGGGUCAAGCUGUGGCUCACCAUUAAUGAGCCCUAUGUUCUUGCCACUCUUGGUUAUGAGGAGGGUGUUAUGGCUCCGGGUAUUAAAGAGCUUGGUACUGGAGCAUACCAAUCAGCUCAUAAUAUGAUCAAAGCUCAUGCUGUAGCUUGGCACAGUUACAAUCAACUCUUCCGAAAAAAGCAGGGUGGGCUGGUUUCUAUAGCACUGAACUCAGACUGGGCUGAACCUUUUGAUCCAAAUUCCCCUGCUGACCAGGAAGCUGCCAAGAGGCACAUGGCAUUUUGCCUUGACUGGUUUGCUACCCCCAUCUUUCUUGAUGGCGAUUACCCAGCCAUAAUGAAAUCUAAGAUUUCUGCUGUGUGUAAAAGGCAAGGCAUUCCAUCAUCAAGGCUUCCUGAAUUUACCGAUGCAGAGAAGAUGAUGAUCAAGGGCACUGCUGAUUUCUUUGCUCUAAAUUAUUAUACAUCCCGCAAAAUGAAGCACCAAGAAAAUACAAAUGCUCAGCCAAGUAUGUCUGCAGACAAAGAAGCAGAAGAAGUAACAGAUCCUUCUUGGCCGGUUGCAAGUGGCAGUUCUUGGCUGGCUGUUGUCCCAUGGGGCUUACGUCGACUAUUGAAAUACAUCAAGGAUACAUAUAAUCACCCUAUAAUUUACAUCACAGAGAAUGGGUUUUCCCAAAGUGACCCUGCUCCACUCGAUGACACUCAGCGCUGGGAGUAUUUCAAGCUGACUUUACAGGAGAUUUUAAAAGCAAUUUACAUUGAUGGAGUCCAACUGAAAGGCUACUUUGUGUGGUCCCUUCUGGACAACUUUGAAUGGACCUGUGGCUACCGCUCUCGUUUUGGACUCUUCCAUGUCGACUUUGAAAAUCCAGCUCUUCCUCGAGUUCCUUAUAAAUCAGCCAUUGAAUAUGCCAAGGUUGUUGCCAACAAUGGGCUGGUUAAAUCACAGGAGUAACAAAUGCCUGUUAACAAUGGGUUACUUAUAAAUUCCUUCCUUUUAAAAAAACAAAAUCUGGUUAGUGCUAAUAAAAAAAAAUCAGAAUGUUCACUACAGUUUACUUGACAGCACCUCUGUUGCAGCAAGAGAAAGCCUCUGAAAAGGCCACCAAGUAAACUGGAUUCAUAAUUAAUUAUUAUCCCCUGUAUUAAGUGUAAUUAAGUGAUUUCCCUUUUAAAAAUAAAUAGAGAAAUGACUGCCUUUUUAUUUUUUUUGCAUUGUUCACUCUACCGGUUCCUCUCCCUGUGAUGAUUUCUGACUUCAGCUACAUUCUCUUUUGGGUCAGGCAGGACAAUCACAUGCAAAUGGCAUGCCUGAGCAAUCAUGAAACCAAAAUUCAGCAGUUCCUCAGGGUUUUGAGGCAUCUUGCAAAUCCUCAAUAAUAGUUGAAGGUUGUUUGAGGAGGCCACAGGAGCUGCAUAUUUCUACUCCUCAUUACAUAAAGGGGAAGGCACACAUAGGACUUCAUCACACAAAUUUUCGCGUUGUAAGAUGCUUGCAGCACACUUCAUCCCCAGAGGUCAGCAAUGCCCAUCACAUGACACACACUCACUUCCGAUGGGGCUCUGUAGAUAAACUGUGGCGCAAGCAUCCUAUGACACUUCACCUAGAACACGAAAGCCUCCCGGUGUUUUGUAAGGAGAAAUGGGGCCAGCACGGGAAGAAACCACAUGGUGACACUUCUUCACAUGUAAUGGGGAAACAUCGCUGUGAGUAAGUCAGGACACAGGCACCAGGAUUGCCCUGCUACCCCACAGAUUUGCCAUGGAGGCUAGCAAAUGCCCUUGCUGCCCCUCAUCAAUGUGAUGAGAUCCAUAAAAGAAUGAGAAAUGAAUUUGAAAAAUAAAAAUGCCAAUUUUCUGUAAAUUUCAGAAUACUUUCUCUUUGCAGAUAUAAAGAAUAGUUCCAUAUUUUAAACAGAAGUAAUCUAUGGGAGGGUCCAGAAGCUGUGAAAGAUGCAGAAUCCUCACCAGGCCAUUGGUGUUGUAGCUCAGCCUGAGCCUGAGCUUGGGCCCAUUCAGCCAGUAAUUGUCCCUGCACCUGAUUUGCCAGAGGACCCUUGGUUUGGACCUGACAUGCAGCCAGAGUUUGGGCCUGAGAUGCAACCAGCUUUACCAGAGGACUCUGGGUUUGAGCCUGAGAUGCAGCCAGAGUCUGUUCCAGUAGAUUCUGGGACCAGAGACAGAAUGGUUGCAAGCAGGCAUUUUGAAUCAUAUUCCUCUCCGCCAUCAAGGCCAGUUCACCAGGUGUCAGAUGGACAUUUUAGUUUGGAGGAGGAUAAUGAGUUUGACAGGAGGGGAGCAACAACUCAUCGAAGGAAGGAACGAGAAUGUUUACAGAGAAGUAAACGACUGCUAAUGAGUAGUUUUCUCAUGAGAGAAAGAGUUUUCUCAUGAAAGAAAGACCUUAGAUUUUCCUUAAAUGCCUUGCUCUUCUCUGCUAUAGCAGAGGUGGCAACAUUGCAAUUCAAGAGAGAAAGAUCUUUGUUCCAUGUUCCUGUAUAUUCUUGCAUCCAUGGAUUUUGCUACAAAUUCCAGCCUUGUUUUGCCUUUGGAUCCAGGUAUAUGUUCCAAUAACUUUGCUGCUUGGAUUUCUAUUAACUUGGAUUACUUUGGAGUUUGAUCCUGCAACCUAGCCUUGUUUCCUGUGGUUCCAGUUUGUCUCAUGCCUUGGAUUUGAACCUUGUUUGGUCUAUUCUUGAUGCCUUUCCUGGGACUGAGUUUGAUAUCUGGUUUGGACUAUGUUUUUGGGUGACUUUCUUAAACUCUUGCUUUAAGAUUUUCAAGUACAUUACUUUUGUGGAUUUAAAUCCAUUUUAUUGACUCUGAACUUUAUUUGCUUGUGCUUACUUAUAACCUUCAAUAAACAGCUUUUUUGCUUAUA